GUGAAACUGGCAUCGGGAAAUCUACCCUGAUGAAUACUCUUUUUAACACAACCUUUGAGACAGAAGAAGCGAGUCACUAUGAGCACACAGUCCGUCUACGGCCACGAACGUAUGAUCUGCAGGAAAGCAAUGUCCACCUGAAACUGACCAUUGUAGAUGCUGUGGGAUUUGGAGAUCAGAUAAAUAAAGAUGAAAGUUACAGGCCAAUAGUAGAUUACAUUGACACGCAGUUUGAAAAUUAUUUACAAGAAGAGCUAAAAAUCCGGCGUUCCCUUUUUAACUAUCACGAUACGAGAAUCCACGUCUGCCUUUAUUUUAUCACCCCAACUGGCCAUUCAUUGAAGUCCUUGGAUCUGGUGACCAUGAAAAAGCUGGAUAGCAAAGUGAACAUCAUUCCCAUCAUUGCCAAGGCUGACACUAUUUCCAAGAGUGAAUUGCACAAGUUUAAGAUUAAGAUCAUGAGCGAACUGGUCAGUAACGGAGUUCAGAUUUAUCAAUUCCCUAUUGAUGAUGAUGCUGUAUCUGAGAUUAACUCUGUGAUGAAUGCUCAUUUGCCAUUUGCUGUUGUGGGAAGCACAGAAGAAGUAAAAGUGGGAAAUAAAAUGGUGAGAGCUCGGCAGUAUCCAUGGGGUGUUGUACAAGUUGAAAAUGAAAGCCACUGUGACUUUAUGAAGCUGCGUGAAAUGCUGAUCCGAGUUAACAUGGAAGACCUGCGAGAGCAAACUCAUGCUCGCCAUUACGAGCUUUAUAGGCGGUGUAAGCUAGAAGAAAUGGGCUUCAAGGAUACAGAUCCUGACAGCCAGCCAUUCAGCCUUCAAGAAACGUAUGAGACCAAAAGAAAAGAGUUCCUUUGUGAAUUGCAAAAAAAAGAGGAAGAAAUGAGACAGAUGUUUGUGAACAAGGUCAAGGAGACGGAGUCUGAACUAAAAGAAAAGGAGAGAGAA
This is a messenger RNA of Thamnophis sirtalis, 944 nucleotides long. Lineage: Eukaryota; Metazoa; Chordata; Lepidosauria; Squamata; Natricidae. The record is from RefSeq and is a predicted model, not a curated record.